AUGUUUUUUGGGAAAAGAUCAUGUCUUCACUUCCCACGACCAGCCACAAAUCAGCAAACAGUAAAGAAAGGAAAUUUGCUUUCAAGGAUCAGGCCUGUGACAAAAUCUAGUCUGAACUUACCAUCUCUGGUCAAGUCUCAGAAGCUGAAAUGCUGUGAUAAAAUGGAUGAGAUAAAUGAAGUAUUCCUAAAACUCUCUAUGCUUUACAACAAUUUGCCUGAUCCACUGAGAGAUAUAUUGCUUCAAUGUGCAUGUGAAGAUCAACAAAAGUGUUAUAAGGUUUCCUACUUCGGCAAUUUCUCGAAUUUGAUACCUAAAGAGGCAUAUUGUUCACCACCACCAAGUCAUAUGCCUCUAACAAAAAGAAGGGUUUCUAACUACAUUGCCAAUCAGCCUAGACCUUUAGGAGUCUAUAGACAAGAUAUGCCACUAGCAACUAUCAUUGCAAGAUGGAUACCAAAGACCAUGUCAUUGCAAUAUGACCAGCAAUCAGCUAUUCAAGAACUUGCAAAUUUUGGUGACAUUGAAUCCCUCAUCCCUUGUGGAAGACAAACAAUAAUUGUCACAUUCAAAGAAAUUCGCUCUGCAUGCAAAGCAGUGAGUGCUUUCCCGCCUAAUGGCCCCAACAGGCAUCUCCAGUGCUAUUGGCAUCAUAAAUUCAUGUCACAAUACAACAUUCUAAAAGACUAG
Molecule: messenger RNA, 690 nt
Organism: Ahaetulla prasina
Lineage: Eukaryota; Metazoa; Chordata; Lepidosauria; Squamata; Colubridae
Product: testis expressed protein 56-like
Exons: 3
Coding region: 1-690 (229 amino acids)
Source: RefSeq, a predicted model, not a curated record